AUGGACUGGCGCAUCGGUGGACGAGCCGCGAACCGCAGCGAGCAUUGGCCUCUCUUCGGCUUCUUCCUGUCUGAGGUGCCGGUUCAAGACCACAAGUCACACAAGGCCGUUAUUUUGCGGAGCAGAACGCUGGCAACAUUCGCUCCCGAGGGCCUGACGGGCCGAAUCAAGUAUUGGCCUUCGGGGCGAUUCUCUGAGCAUGCGACGCUGGCCCAUGUCGCAGCCAAUCCUGCAAAGAAAGGUCGACAAGUUCCGUUUGCCAUUGAUGUGGGAGUAUUUGAUGGAAUGGUGUGGAGCCGCCAACUCAUUGAGCAUGGCUACUUCACCGUAGGUGUGGAGCCAAUGGCGAAGAAUCGGCGGCUGCUGUCCAAAGCCUUUUCAUCCCUAGGCUACCUGCAAAAUCUCAGCACGUAUUGUCAGCUUGAUGGGAUUUCUGGCAUCCUCAGGAAGGAUUUGCAUCUUUGCGACACCCGGGUGGGUACUGAAUUCAUGGACUUCGGUGUGCGACUAAGCGCGGCAGAGGUUGCGCAACCCAGGUCAGAGACGUUUCUGUCAGAGAUGAGGCAGAGCAGGCAAAAGGGCUCCUUGGCCGGUCUCCUGCAUAUACUGAGCGUUGGACUUGGACAGACGGCCGAGACCGUCACGGUGCGCAACAAGAAUGAGUUUACCUCGCUCGUGCGACAAGGCUACCUGGACAGCGACGGGCAGAAUCACCCAAUAGAAGCCAUCGCAGUCCUUACCCUCGACGACUUGUUCUAUGGAUAUAUUCAUGGGCAUGUGCCGAACGUGGUCGCCGACGCCUUCAUGGCAACAAUUGACUUGUUGAAGGUGGACACCGAAGGCUGGGAGCUCAAGGUCCUCCGAGGCGGCCGCCGAUUCUUCGCGGAGAAGCGUGUUCGCUGGUUGGCCCUGGAGUACCAACCAGCGGCUCUUCUCUCCGCCGGCUCACCCUUCGAAGAUCUGCUUCCCUGGCUAACGGCGCACGGCUUCCAAUGUUACUCCAGCCUGAUCCCAACAGCCAGGCGUAUUCUCUUCCACCGCUAUGGCAGGCACGAAGCCUCUACGGAUGCUUUGACCCUGGACGAGUACCAUUCAUUGUGGGACGAUGUGACGGACUUUCGGGAUGCCAGUGCGCGUACUGGCCGCCCGCAUCGUGAACGCUACCACGGGUCCUUCCGCGGGCUUACCAUGGCCGAUGAGCUUGUUUGCGAGCAGAUGGAUUGGGAGAGCUAA
Symbiodinium natans is the source of this 1233-nucleotide messenger RNA. The record is from the annotation of a GenBank genome assembly. Lineage: Eukaryota; Dinophyceae; Suessiales; Symbiodiniaceae.